GCAUGGACCCCGCCCUCGCCAGCAAGCUCGCCCGGACACGAGACCAGUACAGGGCGCAGCUUGCGACCGCGCUCACGGAGGACGCUGACCCGCUCGCGGCGUACGACUCGUUCGUCAAGUGGACUGUGGACAGUUACGGCCCACAUCUCGCCCAGUCUGGUUUGCUUGAGCUUCUGGAGGAGGCCACGCGGUACUUUGUGGACGACGAUGCGUACAAGAGCGACUUGCGGUACCUGAAGCUGUGGCUGCUGUAUGCGAGCCAUGUCGAAGAUCCGACGGUGAUCUAUGCCUUCUUACAUUCGAAGAAUAUCGGGAAGAUAUAUGCGCAGACGUAUCAGGAGUAUGCGGAUGCGCUGGAGCGGAGAGGAAGACGUGCAGAAGCCGACGCGAUCUACCAAAAAGGCAUUCAGCGGCGCGCAAGACCAGUCGACCCUCUUAAGAGACGAUAUGAAGAAUUCAAGUCACGAACCUCCGCCCCACCUCUCAAGCAAUCACCAGUAGCAUGGCAAGACGCAUCAAGCGAAGCCCGCGCCCUCCGCCGGGCCCCAUUGAAGAACCAUCCGUCCUCGUCCAUUCCUACGUCGUCCUCGAAGGAUAGCCUCGCAUCUUCCGCCCGCACUACGUCUUCACAUCCAUCUUCAUCCUCUACAGCGGUAGAACAGCCAUACAACCCGUACGCACUCAUGCUCGCUCCACCAGCGCCCGGAAAGCGGAAAGAGAAGCUGCGAUUCAACCUCUCCCUCCUCUUCACAGAGGAUGGCGUCGAGUACAGCAUGCAGGAAGCCCGCGCCCGCUCUAUGGGCCUCCUCGGCAAGAAAUGGGGUCCGCCUCCUGCCCCAGAACGUACUCGCGUCGCCUUCUCGGGCGAUGCAAGCAAGAGCGCGAAGACGUCGACCACGCGCAAGUUCGCUGCUGGGGCAGAGCCCACAGUCACGCUUGCAACGAAGGAGGCUCUGGCAGACGUCUUUGGGAUGUUCAACUCCCCCGAGAAGUCUAUGCGCUUCGGUCCGGUUCCGGGGAGCAAGCAUGCUCCUAUCCGGAUGAUCGAGCCCGUUAUGCCCAUGCAGCCUCUGUCGCGGCCUCUCAGCAAUGAGAACGCAGAGGUGUCGAAGACCCCUGCGUUCAGACCUUUCGUCGACGAGAACGCACAUAGGGAGAAUAAGACUCCUGCGGCAGCUGCCAAGAUGAUACCAUUUGUCGAUCCUGACGCGGGAAAACCAGUGGCUACCUCCAAUCCGAACCGACCUGUACUAUCGGUGAAAGAUCCUUUGGCACCGACUCCAGGUGCGAAGUCAGACGAGAACGCGCGUGGCGUCAAGCAGAAGCUGUCCGUGCACAUCAACUCUGAGCCGCCCAAAUCUUCGCCUGUAUUCACGCUCACCCCUGCGUCCGCGACGUAUCGGGAUCGACCACGUGAGCUUUUCCCUGACGAUCCGAAGGGAAGCGGGGAGAGCAUCUUCCGUCCCGCAUCAGCUGGCGCCACCAAGUUCACGCCGUUCUCGGACGAGAACGCGCCGAAGGUGUUCAGCAGGCCAAUUCCGAGGAGCGAGAACGCCCCCGCUCCGGCCUUCAUGCCUUUCGUCGAGAAGGCCGUCCCAAAGCAGCCGCUAUCUUCUUCUGCGUCUGGCCGACCCGUCCUCGGGGAACGCACCCCCUUGCGUGCGGUUUUUGCCCCUCCGCAAACGGAAGAGGAAGAGGAACCAGAGGACGAACAACAGGGUCAGGAACCCGAAACCUAUGAACCUGAGCCGAGAUCGGAGCCCGAGACGCCAACGACCGAGUCAGACGCAGAUGCUCGCUCGCAGUUCGAGCUCGAACGCGCCAACUCGCGCGACGCGUUCACGAGCGAGAGCUCCGAGGACGUGGACGACUUCGACGUUGACUACCAGCACGAUGGCCACAUCGCCGACGAUGCCCUCGCGGCUGAGGGCGGUGCCGAGGACAGCAUGUUCGACGACGAGGGCGCUGCGGAUGGCGGUGGCGAUGGCGAGAGUACGGACGGGUACCGUGUCCCGUUGGGCGGAAGGUUUGGGCAAUUCGAUGUGAUGACACCGAUCACGGAGCGGACGUUUGAGUAUACGAUGAGCACGCGGGGCCAUGGCACUCCUGGUUACACGGUUCAUCGUGACGCCGACGCGGUCGAGGCGGCGGAGCAGCUCGCCGCAGAGCUACGGGAGGACGACGAAGACGAGGCAGAGGUUGUCGACAUCGAGGAGAGGACCGGAACGCUGAGUUUGGCAGAUGCACUGGACGUCGCGUCCGCAUUCAAGCCUCCGAACCCCUGCAAUCCGUUCGAUCCCCCGAUCAUGGCGACCCUGCUCAAGCUGAUACCCCCGGAUCCCGGAUUCCACGAUCUUCGGGGGAACGAUGCCGAGCAGCUGGAUGCACUCCAGAAGUUUGCUAAGAAGAAGACGCGACGCGCGAGUGGCAAUUCUUCCCGGACGUCGUUGCUGGAUGGUGAGACCCUGGAGAUCCGACUGCACGAUCGACGGUUCGGUGUGAUAGACAAGCUCGGGGAGGGUGGCUUUGGCGCUGUCUUCGAGGCCAUCGACCUAGACCUAGCCGGGAAAGGCUUGGACGAUGACGAAGAUGACGAAUUCGAAGACGAGGAUGAAGACAAGGACCGCGUGGCGCUCAAGGUCGUCAAGCCCAGGAACCUCUGGGAGUUCCAUGUCCUCCGGCGAAUCCAUACCACCCUCCCCGCUAACCUCCGCCGGUCGAUUAUCACUCCUCAAGCACUGUAUGCCUUCCGCGACGAAAGCUUCCUCGUGCUGGAGCUUCGCAGACAAGGCACCCUCCUCGACAUCGUCAACCGAGCGCCAUCUGCGGGUAUCACACAGCAAGGCGCAUGCCUUGACGAGCUGCUCGUCAUGUUCUUCACGAUCGAGCUCAUGCGCCUCCUCGAGGGCAUGCACCGAGCAGGCUUCAUCCACGGCGACAUGAAGAUCGACAACUGCCUAAUCCGCCUCGAGGACGUCCCUGGUCCCGCAUCCGCUUGGGAGAGCGUUUAUCAGCCGUCCGGCGAAGGCGGGUGGGCAUACAAGGGUAUCAAGCUCAUAGACUUCGGCCGCACCAUCGACACCCGGCUCUUCCCUUCUGGCCAACGCUUCAUCGCGGAUUGGCCGACGGACGCACGCGACUGCUUCGAGGUGCGCGAGAAUAAGCCGUGGACGUUCCAGACGGACUACUUCGGCCUCGCCGGCAUCAUUUACUGCAUGCUGUACGGCAAGUACAUCGAGGCAUCUUCUGUUGUUCCUUCCCCCACCCCGAGCGAGGACGGCAAGAUUCACUACAAGCUUUCGGCGCCAUUCAAGCGAUACUGGCAGGGCGAUCUCUGGACGAGGCUUUUCGACGUGCUCUUGAACCCGACCUUGGUUCGGCCUGAUGGGAAGCUUCCGGUGACGGAGGAGCUCGCUGCUUUGCGCGUCGAAAUGGAGAUGUGGCUUCAGGCAAACUGCAAUCGUGCCAGCAAUAGUUUGAAGGGCCUCAUGAAAAAGAUUGGCUUGGCUAUCCUUGGUGGCAAGGACGGGCGAUGAUAUGUCGCCAGUAAUCCGCGCUACGUCGUCCUUAUAUGUCGUCGUCUUUCUCCUAUCCUUAGAGACUUUCCUGCCUGAACCCCUACCAUACACUUCGUUGGCGAAAUCAUGCUUCCUACGCCCACAACGAUACUCACUACCACCCGCACUGUGUCAAUAUCUACACGCAUGCACGCAAACUUCUGUAUCCCCACAUAAUUCCAUUCAGCCC
Molecule: messenger RNA, 3747 nt
Organism: Dichomitus squalens LYAD-421 SS1
Lineage: Eukaryota; Fungi; Basidiomycota; Agaricomycetes; Polyporales; Polyporaceae
Exons: 4
Biological process (GO): protein phosphorylation; mitotic spindle assembly checkpoint signaling; meiotic sister chromatid cohesion, centromeric
Molecular function (GO): ATP binding; protein kinase activity
Source: RefSeq, a predicted model, not a curated record